AUGGGCAACUGCAAAUCCAUGCCUUCUUCCCAAACCCAGUUCAUGCAAACGGCCAGAAUACUAUUUUUCAAUGGCGUUAUGAAGGAAUUCAGGGAACCCAUCAAAGCAGGGGAAAUCAUUAAACAAAAUCCUGGGUAUUUUCUUUGCCAUUGGGAUUCCCUGCACAUUGAUAAAUUUAUGGUGUCUGUUAAUUCGAAGGAUGUAUUGGAGUUGGGAGAGCUUUAUUUUUUGCUUCCUUUACGUAAAUUGCAAUAUGUUCUUUCAGUUUCAGAUAUGGCUGCAAUGGUGUUUAAGGCUAAUUCUGCCAUUAAUCAGAUGAUUAGCAGCAGAGAGAGAGAUGAUAUGUAUUGCAAAAUCUCGGAUGAUCCCUUACCACAAGAAAGUCAGAAGAUGGUGUCAUGUCAAUCAGGAUGA
Cryptomeria japonica (Japanese cedar) is the source of this 414-nucleotide messenger RNA. RefSeq lists its product as uncharacterized. The record is from RefSeq and is a predicted model, not a curated record. Bases 1 to 414 code for a protein of 137 amino acids. NCBI's taxonomy places the organism in Eukaryota, Viridiplantae, Streptophyta, Pinopsida, Cupressales, Cupressaceae. The transcript has a single exon.